AUGGGAGAACAAGAGUGUAGCACGAACCAAGUCAUAUGCCACCCUCCCCAGUCGGCACCUGCUCUCCCUCCCUGUUCCUCGCCUCGCGUCAAGGGAGCGUGGCGCGGUGGUGGCACUGUGGGUGACCAACAGGGAGAGGCUGAGAAGGUUCGUGGAAAGAGAGCUGCUGCCCGCAUGGGGCGCGCGGCACGUGUCGACGUGCUCGCCUCUCUCGCUCCUCCCUCCCUCGUCUCCCCCCUCGCCUGCUCGCACCACCGCCCCUACGAAGUGCUGCUGCUGGCUCUCAUCCCUCCCAGCACCAGCGAUUCACAGCUGGUCUUCACCUCAAAGGCUGCUCUUCACCUUAACGCGCCCCAAGAAGAAUUCCUAGAAAAGCAAGAGUGUGGCAAGGUGGUGGGGGUAGACGGGAGGAUGGGGGAGGGGGAAGGGAGGAGAGGAGAAGGGGAGGGGAGGAGAGGUGGAGACGAGGGGAGUUGCGAGGUGAGGAAGGACAGGAGGGAGAGGGUGAUGGGGGAUGUGGCAGUGGGGAUGGAAAGGGGGGUUUGUUGGGAAAGGGAGGGGGAGAAGGAAGGGGAGAGAGAAAGAGAGAGUUCGGGUGGCAAAAGUCUUGGUACGAGUAGAGAUGGAGGGGAAGGGAAGAGUAGGGGGAUGCUGUGGUUCCGUCCACGUUCUGCUGUUGAUGCAUGUGUGGAUGGAUCCCAAGGGAGGAGUCGGGGGGUUAGCGAGAGAGGGAAUGGUCGAGGAGGGGAAUGUGGAGGAGGAGAGAAGGGAGGUGCUGAGAAGGAACGGCAGGGGGGGGCUGUGGAUGGGGUUGAGAAUGGCCGUUCGGGUCCCGUCGAUACGGACACAGAUACGCAUAUGGGCUCACGCACGGGUGUAAGCGAUGGCAUGGGUUUGGGCAUGGGCAUGGGUAUGAAUGCGAGUGGGGUCACUGGUCCCAUGGAAGCAGAGUUGCUGCGGCAGACGCUACUAGAUGGCCUUGUUCUGUUCAGUGUGCCAGGAGAACAUUCGAGAAAGGUUCCUCUGAGAGGCCUUCUUGUUGCCAUCACCGCGUCCCUUUUGAACCUCGCUUCACCGCACCAAACAGCACUUCCUGCUGCACACUUUGCCCAUGCACACGCUCUGCGGCAUGCCAGGAAGAGCCCUGGUUGCUGGGACAGUGGAAAGGAGAGCGAGGAGAGAGAGGAGGUGGGGGAGGAGAGGGAGGAGAGAGAGGAGGGGGGGGAGGCGAUAGAGGAGGAGGAGGAGGAGAAGGAGGAGGAGGAGAAGGAGGAGGAGGAGAAGGAGGAGGAGGUGGGGGAGGAGAGGGAGGAGAGCGGGGAGGAGGAGAGGAGGGGGGAGGUGAGGGCAGUGGAGCUGUUUGCACGAGACAUGGAGGCAGGAUGGACAUCAUGGGGCAACGAGCCCCUUCGGUUCCAGCACCACCAAUACUUCCACACCCGAGUGUGA
This is a messenger RNA of Closterium sp. Naga37s-1, 1449 nucleotides long. The record is from the annotation of a GenBank genome assembly. Lineage: Eukaryota; Viridiplantae; Streptophyta; Zygnematophyceae; Desmidiales; Closteriaceae.